Plenodomus lingam JN3 is the source of this 171-nucleotide messenger RNA. Lineage: Eukaryota; Fungi; Ascomycota; Dothideomycetes; Pleosporales; Leptosphaeriaceae. The record is from RefSeq and is a predicted model, not a curated record.
AUGAUGUUCGUUGGUAGGGACAUUGCACUGGUCAUUGCUAUUGGCCUGUCCCUCGAGAGUCCCCCGCAAGAACUCUUUACUACAUACACAACCCUAGAACUCAAAGCCGGGGAAGCAAGAAUGUAUAAGGCCAUUGCAAGUAUGAUGGACAUGCGUGACUGGCCUGACUAG